Molecule: messenger RNA, 676 nt
Organism: Homarus americanus (American lobster)
Lineage: Eukaryota; Metazoa; Arthropoda; Malacostraca; Decapoda; Nephropidae
Product: kielin/chordin-like protein
Exons: 5
Coding region: 119-676 (185 amino acids)
Molecular function (GO): protein binding
Source: RefSeq, a predicted model, not a curated record
UAAUGCUUGGUCAUGCUGUCGUUUCUGGCACUACUGGGAGGUGUUUAACCAAUGUUGCAUCGACCAUGGCUGUUGUCCAUUGUGUGAACAGGUGUCUAGAGGCUGCUGCUACAACGGCAUGAUGGUGGAGUGGGGAAGCAUGUUGGAAGAGUUUCCAGAGCUGUGUAUGAAGCUGGUGUGUGCAGCAAGGGUGUCUCCCACCAGUCACUUCCUCACGGCUGUUGUUUUACCUGUAAAGUUCCAAGAUCACCUGUGCUCGAAAGAUCCCUGGUGUGAUGACUGCCUGGAAUACUCUUGUGUGGACGACACUGGGCUGCUACAGGUUGAGGGUUCAAAGUGGUCUCCAGACGAGUGUCACGAGUGUGUGUGUAGUAAUGGUAAGGUGACCUGCCUGACGCGACCGAUAAUCUGCCCUAACCCCCCGCACAAAAAUUGUGUUAAAAUCGCCGGCCCUUGUUGCCCUACAUGGAACUGUACAACUGGUUGUGUUGACGAAAAUGGAGAGGACCACGACCUGGGUACCUCCUGGUACUCCCACCCCUGCAUCUACCACACCUGCACGGUAGAAGGAAUAAUGACCCGGAUCACAGAUUGUUUCCUAGGUGACCCAAUACAUCCUACCUGUGUCAAGUUCACUCCAGUGGGUGAAUGUUGUCCAGAAUGGAAUUAUUCUUAG